Saprolegnia parasitica CBS 223.65 is the source of this 612-nucleotide messenger RNA. RefSeq lists its product as hypothetical. Gene Ontology annotation, molecular function: transcription coactivator activity; protein heterodimerization activity. NCBI's taxonomy places the organism in Eukaryota, Oomycota, Saprolegniomycetes, Saprolegniales, Saprolegniaceae. Gene Ontology annotation, biological process: RNA polymerase II preinitiation complex assembly; transcription initiation at RNA polymerase II promoter. Bases 1 to 612 code for a protein of 203 amino acids. The record is from RefSeq and is a predicted model, not a curated record. Gene Ontology annotation, cellular component: nucleus; transcription factor TFIID complex. The transcript is spliced from 4 exons.
AUGGACGACCUGGACGAGCUCCUGCGCGACGAGGAUGAGGACGAAGACGAAGACGACGCCAAGUCGAGCGUCGAGACUGGCGACGAGGACAACGGCGACGAUGCCAAGUCCAACGAGAACAGCGAGGACGAGGCCAGCGUCGAGACGCCAGAAGCCGUCGACGCCGGCGGCGAGACGGCAGAAGACGAGCCGUACGACACGGCCGACGACGACGCGCCAGACGACGAAGACGAAGACAUGGGCGCCGAGGCUGGACCUAUGGACAUGCUGCGCUUCAUCCAGGCCAUGCCCGAGGCCGACGUGCGCCGCCACGAGCAAUUCCGCCGGUCCCACUUUGACAAGAACGUCAUCAAGCGGUGCAUGACGCAGGUGAUCGAAGAGGCCUGCGUGGGCGAGCGCCGCGUCCCGCCGGUCCAUAACGCCAUGUCCAUCGUCAUGUCGGGGCUGGCCAAAAUGUUUCUCGGCGAGCUCAUUGCCGAAGCGCGCAAGAUAAUGGCGCAUGCCGGCGACGACGGGCCGAUCCGGCCGCACCACCUCCGCGAGGCCCACCGCAAGUACUACAAGCGCCAUCCGUUGAUCCGCGGGCGCAACCGGCGCCGGCUGCUCAAGUAA